This is a messenger RNA of Vitis riparia (riverbank grape), 2024 nucleotides long. RefSeq names its product probable WRKY transcription factor 26. Gene Ontology annotation, biological process: regulation of DNA-templated transcription. Gene Ontology annotation, molecular function: DNA-binding transcription factor activity; sequence-specific DNA binding. NCBI's taxonomy places the organism in Eukaryota, Viridiplantae, Streptophyta, Magnoliopsida, Vitales, Vitaceae. The transcript has 5 exons. The coding region runs from base 65 to 1750 and encodes 561 amino acids. The record is from RefSeq and is a predicted model, not a curated record.
CUUCUGUCCCCUUAUAUAAUCUUCUCGUUGUCUGAGAGCUUCUCUUAGAGCUUCUCUUUCUCUCAUGGCUUCCUCUGCUGCUAGUUUUAACACGAGUUCUCAUAAUUCCCAAGACGAUUUCUCCUUCUCUACCCAGCUGAUGUCCUCCUCUUUCACUGAUCUUCUCUCCAGCGGCGGAGACAUGGAUCACAGUGCUCCAUUCGCUUGGGCUCUCUCCGAUCCUUUAAGUCAUACAACCGAAUUCCCUAAAUUCAAAUCUCCCCCUCCCCCUUCACUCCCCAUCUCUCCUCCUCCCGUCUCUCCUUCUUCUUACUUUGCGUUUUCAUCUGGUUUCAGCUCCACAGACCUCUUGGACUCCCCUCUGCUUCUCUCCUCUUCUAAUGUUCUUCCGUCUCCAACCACUGGGAAUUUUGCUGCUCCGGGCUUCAACUGGAGGAGUAAUUCUAACGAGCACCAGCAGGCUUUCAAUGACACAGACAGAAAAUUUUCUGAUCUCCUUUUCCAGUCCCAAACAAGGCCUUCAGGGGGAGAGGCGUUGAAAACCCAAGCACCAUGGAAUUCUGAUAAACCCGAAAAGCAAACUCAUUUCCCACAAGAGAAAACCGGAGUGAAAUCAGAAUUUGCUUCACUUCAGAGCUUGUCACCGGAAAUCGCUUCAAUCCAAACCAACAUGCAAAGCAACAAUAUUCCCCAAUCUGGCCGGAGCCAUCAUGCUCAGCCAUCUGAGUCUUACAGAGAGCAAAGGAGAUCAGACGAUGGGUAUAACUGGAGAAAGUAUGGUCAAAAACAAGUGAAGGGAAGUGAAAAUCCGCGUAGUUAUUACAAGUGCACGUUUCCAAAUUGCCCGACAAAGAAGAAGGUUGAACGAUCUUUGGAGGGUCAUAUUACAGAAAUAGUGUACAAGGGAACUCACAACCAUCCUAAGCCUCAGCCCAAGAGAUCAUCUUCUCAAUCAUUUCCUUCCGCAAGCACAAACUCGGAAAUUUCUGGGCAUUCAAUGCCAAUAGGAAACCCAUAUAUGGAUUCUAUGACAACGUCUGAGAAUUCUUCAGUCUCUAUUGGAGAGGAUGACUUUGAUCAAAACUCUCCAAUGAGUAGAUCAGGAGGAGAUGAUGAAAAUGAACGGGAGGCCAAAAGAUGGAAGGGAGAGUACGAAAAUGAGGCAAUUUCAGCUUCUGAAAGCAGAACUGUGAAAGAACCUAGAGUAGUGGUUCAAACAACAAGCGACAUUGAUAUUCUUGAUGAUGGCUAUAGAUGGAGGAAAUAUGGGCAGAAAGUAGUCAAGGGAAACCCGAAUCCAAGGAGCUACUACAAAUGUACAAGUACAGGUUGUCCAGUGAGGAAACAUGUGGAGCGAUCAUCCAAGGAUAUCAGAGCUGUGCUCACCACAUAUGAAGGGAAACACAACCAUGAUGUUCCAGCGGCACGUGGUAGUGGCAGCCAUUUUGUGACUAAACCUUUACCAAAUAAUAGCACCACAACUGUGCCUGCGCCUAUAAGGCCCUCAGUCAUGACCAACCAUUCUAACUACACUACAACUAACGCUAACCCCCAAACAAGGCCACCAACAUCAGCAAGUCAAGCACCUUUCACCCUGGAAAUGUUGCAGAGCCCGGGGAGUUUUGGAUUCUCAGGAUUUGGAAAGCCUACUGGCUCCUCCUACGGAAGUAGAAUGUCUCACCCAGAUGGGGUUUUCUCAAGAACCAAGGAAGAGCCUAAGGAUGACUUGUACCAGUCAUUUUUUUGCUGAAUUGCUCUCUUCAGAAGCAAAAGCAAAGUGGUGGGUCUGAUCAAUUAGACAUAUUUGUUGGAGUAUAGAUCUUCAUAGGUAUACAAAUUCAAGCACUAGUAUGAACAGAGCAGUUAGUUUCAUUUGUUCAAUUUGUUUUUGAGGCCCUUUCAUGCCGAGGCAACAAGGCCUUAGUAUCAUUUGUUCCUUCGUUUUUCAGGGCCUUUAAAUACCUGGCAACAAUGCCUCAUUCAAACUAUGUGAUUCAAUGUUUUAUCAAGGUUUAACUUUUUCA